AUGGCGUCACUUUCGGGGACGGAUAUCUUUGCACAAGUGCUCUGCGUACUGUCGAUGGUCCUCAAGCUGCAGCUACUCCUCCUUUACGAACGAUUACCGCGUGAACAAAAGAACUUUCAUUUCUAUUUGCUAUUGAUUUCGUCUUUGUGUUUCGCCACCGUAUCGCUGUUCCUGAGUUUUGGUGACUUCAUCUCGAGAGACAUUCUUCGCUGCAAUUCCAUACCCACAACCGUCGCAUUUGUGCUCUUCCAGAAUGUUAGCGAUGCCAGCCUCGUUGGUUAUGGAAUGGCGUUUUUCCUGAGAUUUAAAUCGCUGACUGUUGUAAUGAUCGCAAUGAUCGGUGCCCUGUUUUGUUCUUCGCUUGAGCUGGUGCUCACCUACAAUAGCGAAACAAAUGUUCUGCCAUGCCAUGGGUCGUUCGUCUCGUCGAAUAGUGGCGCCCUGGCAGUUGUCGCCGUACAGAUGAUCCUGCUCAUCGUCAUCGUCGUGCUACUCGUCGCAGCACUCAUGUGCAAACACAAAGAAGAACAUGAUGAGCACGUAAUUGCCGGCUCAACCAAGUCAGUUGUGAGCAUUUUGCUUGUCGGUGCUUUGGCGACAGUUUGUGUCAUCAUUCUGUCAAUCUCUCACCAUCAGAGCACAAAAUAUCUAUUCACUUACAGUAACCUGGUGAUUGUCAUUUUCUUUUUGUUGCCUGUGUAA
This is a messenger RNA of Haemonchus placei, 702 nucleotides long. The record is from the annotation of a GenBank genome assembly. NCBI's taxonomy places the organism in Eukaryota, Metazoa, Nematoda, Chromadorea, Rhabditida, Trichostrongylidae.